Galleria mellonella (greater wax moth) is the source of this 4734-nucleotide messenger RNA. RefSeq names its product DDB1- and CUL4-associated factor 1 (gene mahj). NCBI's taxonomy places the organism in Eukaryota, Metazoa, Arthropoda, Insecta, Lepidoptera, Pyralidae. Gene Ontology annotation, cellular component: Cul4-RING E3 ubiquitin ligase complex; nucleus. Gene Ontology annotation, molecular function: protein binding. Gene Ontology annotation, biological process: protein ubiquitination. The record is from RefSeq and is a predicted model, not a curated record. The transcript has 34 exons. The coding region runs from base 249 to 4688 and encodes 1479 amino acids.
AAUUUCGUGGUGAUAAUGAAAUGACAAUGAAGUGCGCGGCAAAUCGUAACAUAAAAGACAAUGCUUUUAAUUUUUAAAAACUUAAGAUAAUUACAAUAAAUGUAAGAUUUUUAUACAAAAUGACCUAUAUUACACAUUAGAUAAUAAUAAUAAAUUCUCCAAAGCAACGUGUAUAGUGAUUGGUGUUAGUGACGUUUGUAAGAAAUCAGUGAGGUUAUUUCGAUUUUAUAAGGAUUUUCUAGAGUUAAAUGGAUUUAGCACCAGCUCAAGAAGUCACAGAGCUGCUAAAACAAUGGGAGGAGCAGCACACAUCGCCUCUUUACGAUCCUAUACCAACAUUGACGAGGAUAGCAGAAAUAAUAGAAGCGGAGACAGAGAACUUCAUGAAGAAGGACCCAGACCCAUUCGACGAGCGGCACCCGUCGCGGACCGACCCCGAGUGUGCUCUAGGACACGCGCUCAAAGUCAUGUUCAAGAAGGACAACUUCAUGACUAAGCUAGUGAACGAUUAUGUACGCGACACGUACUACUCGCGUCAGAACAUAACGGGCCGCGACGUGCACAAGCUGAAUGUGGCGGCCUGCCGGCUCACGCUCGACCUGAUGCCCGGCCUCGAGAUGAGCGUCGUGUUCCAGGACAACGAGGCGUUGAUUCAUCGGCUAGUGAAUUGGGCGAGUAACUCGCCCGAGCCGCUGCAGUGUUACGCGACCGGACUGCUCGCCGCCGCCAUGGAGGUGCAGGAAAUAGCCACGAAUUUUAGGGAUCUGAAUGCAAUGCUAGUACCGCUAAUGCUAAGGAGACUACACGGGCUUAGGAAUAAAGGACAAGACGAGAAAGUAAAUCAAAAUUCAGCAACGCCACCGAACCAAACAAGACACUUUGCGAGGUUCGACAAGAAACGGAAUAGUGAAGCCAAGUGCAACGGACCCACAGCUGAUAGUAAAGAACGUGAAACAGAAGACAGCGGGGGCGGGGGGUGCGAGAUGGCAGUGGACGAGACGCCGCCCUCCACUGCGACCACGCACAGGGAUCCUGAAACGCCAGUCAAAACCUACAAUUGUAUACCAUCCUCCCCCCCGGAACAGCACUGGGGCAUGAUGUCCCCGCCUCCGCGGCCGCCUCCCCCCGCGACUGCCCCUCCGCCGCCGCACGAGACCUCCUCCAACUCCAGCUGGCUCGAAAUGGAAACAUAUGUCAUAGGCAAUAUACAAAUACAUCCUCCUACCGAUGCGACCAAACAGAUGCUAAUAUUGAGGUACCUGACACCAAUGGGCGAAUACCAGGAGUUCCUGUCGCACGUAUUCGAACAGAACGCGCUGGGCCUGAUCCUGGGCUACCUGAACGUGCGCGAGUCGAGGGACUCGCGGCUAGCGUUCGAAGCGCUCAAGUACCUCGCCGCGCUGCUCUGCCACAAGAAGUUCUCCAUAGACUUCAUCAACAUGGGCGGACUUCAGAAAUUCUUGGAGGUGCCCCGUCCGUCGGUGGCGGCUACGGGCGUGUCUAUCUGUUUGUACUACCUGGCCUACUGCGAGGACGCUAUGGAGCGGGUCUGCCUACUGCCGCGACGGAUACUCGCCGACCUCGUCAUGUAUGCGCUAUGGCUGCUCGAGUGCUCGCAUGACUCCGGCCGCUGCCACGCGACCAUGUUCUUCGGGCUGUCCUUCCAAUUUAGGGUCAUACUCGAGGAGUUUGACAACCAGGACGGUCUUCGCAAGCUGUACAACGUGGUUUCGACGCUGCCGAUCCUGGGCGGCGAGGACGAAGAGCUGCCCGUGUCGGAGGAUGAGACGUGCGCCGCCAGGCAGAUCGUGCGACACGUCGCCGUCGCGCUCAAGAGGUACUUGGAGGCGCACCUGCGACUACGGGCGGCCCAAGUCGCUCGUCAACAGGGCGACAACAUACCAGAACCACCUCCUUACAAGGCGUCGAAGUCAUCUCCAGAGGAGAUACAGGAGCAAAUAGAGCUGCUGCAAAGCGUGGCGUGGUCCCGCUGGGCGCCCGUGGACGAGCUGGUCGAGCUGGGCGGUAUCUCGCUCCUCCUCCAGGUGGUGGGGCUCGCGUACGAGUGGAACUUCAACGGCAGGUCGGAGACGGUCCGGUCGGCCCUCGAUGUGGUGUCUGUGUGCUGCGUGGCGCCGCGCGUUCAGCUGCUGCUCACCGAGAAGCUGGACAUGCGCGAUGCCGAGCUGACCACGGGCGUCAACAUCGUACUAGGCGCCGCGGACGGUGAAAUCGUACCGGAACCGGAAGUGCAGAAGGCAGCGCUCAACGUGCUCGUCAACUGCGUAUGCGCACCCGUACACAGGGCGGGCACGUCGACCAGUCGUUUCUCGGUGGGCGGCGGUGGCCGCAAGCGGACCGUGCUCAAAUCAUACGAGGACGUCAUUCAGAAGGUGUGGGAGAGCGUGCGUACCAACAACGGCAUCAUGGUGCUGCUUUCCCUGAUGAUGGUGAAGUCCCCAAUAACGGACGCGGACCGGCUGCGGGGGCUCGCCUGCCGCGCUCUCGCGGGGCUGGCGCGCUGCCCCACCGUGCGCCAGAUCAUCUCCAAGCUGCCGCUCUUCACCACCUCGCAGAUACAAGUGUUGAUGCGCGACCCGAUCCUGCAGGAGAAGCGGCAGGAGCACGUGAUGUUCCAGAAGUACGCGCUGGAGCUGCUCGAGCGCGUCUCCGGCAAGAGCAAGCGGCGCGGCGCCGAGUUCGAGACCAGCCUCGCCAACAUACACAGGGCUAACGUGGUGGCGCAGACGCGCAUCAACUACAACGAGCGGCAGCUGCUGCAGCUGGUGGGCGAGCACCUGGCCAGCCGCGGGCUGCUGGAGAGCGCCAGCACGCUGCAGCGCGAGGCGGGGCUGCCGCCGCCCGCCGCGCACCCGCCGCCGCCGCCGCCGCCGCCCGUCUACACGCCCUCCACGCCGCUGCGGCCGCGCCUGAUCUCUCGGACAAGCAGCUGUAGCUCCAUACAUCGAGACGCGGCCGAGCUCAACUCACACCACCCACUCGCCCACAACGCUCACAACGCCCACAACAACUCGCACACGGAUGAUAACCCACUGCCGCCUGUUAUUAAAAUAAGGAAGGUGGCCCAAAACUCACCAAUGAUAUCGUCGCCGUCUCCGUGCGAACGCGCGUUGGAACACAAGCGGUCGCUGCAGAAGCAGCUGAUGGGGGCCGGCGGCGAGCCCGUGGCCAGCCCCCACCGGGUCACGCUCCACUCCAUCAUCACCGAGUACCUGUACAACCAGCACGCGCUCUGCAAGAACCCCGUCGUCACCUGCCCGCAGUUCAACUUGUUCCAGCCACACAAGUGUCCGGAACCUCGAAGCGGCGUUGAAGCCAACUUAUGCGCUCGCGUAGUUCGACGAGAGCUGGGCAGCUCGGUAGGUGGCGCGCGGGCGAACUCACGCUACGUACACGGACACUUUGCACCGGCUAGGACGCUGCGUCUACAGGACGACGAUGCAUACUUCACGCACACCAUAUUCCAUCCGACGCAGCAGCAACUGCUCGCGGCGACGUCGUCGGGCGACAUCCGCGUGUUUAACCUGUUCACCGGCGUCGAGGAGAACUCGUACCAAGUGCACGAGUCGUAUAUAAGUCACAUGCAGGCAAGCAGAGACGGUCUACUCCUGCUAGCGUCGACACCGACCACGUGGCGGCCCUUCUCAGCUUUAUUCAGCAUGAAGGACUUUGAACAACUAUUCCAACUAGAUAACGAGGAGUACGUGGAAUUCUCCAAGAUGUCGGACGACAGGAUCAUAGGCACCAAGGGCGAAACAGCGACCAUAUUCGACACGCUGACUGGCCGCGAGCUGAUGACUCUCACGCCGUCCAUCAGCAACCAGUACGCGAAGAAUCGGGCCACCUUCAACCCCACCGACGAACUGGUGCUUUCAGACGGCGUGCUAUGGGACGUGAAUACUGGCAAAGAGAUACACAAGUUCGACAAGCUGAAUCAAACCCACAGCGGCGUCUUCCACCCCAACGGGCUGGAGGUGAUAUCAAAUACCGAGGUAUGGGACUUACGUACCUUCCACCUGUUGCGAACGGUCCCAACGCUGGACAAAUCUGAGGUGACGUUCAACCCUAGUCACACGGCGCUGUACGCGCUGUGCUCGGACCGCGACGCGGAGGAGCGCAGCCAGUUCGACACCAGCUUCAAGACCCUCGACGCAUUCGACUACUCCAGCAUCGCGACGAUAGAGGUGAAGCGGAACAUAUACUCGCUGGGCGUGUCCCCGUGGGGUACGCAGAUCGCGCUGGUCGAGAACGUGGGCGACAUCGACCAGGUGCAGGAGUCGUGCGUCAAAGUGUACGACGUCGGCCGCAAGCGGGACCACGACGACGAUGCGGAGGAGGAUGAGGAGGAGGAGAUGGCCGGCGGUUCCGAGAACGACGACGGUUCCGACUCGGGAUCGGAUAACGACGAGGAUCUGGCGGCAAGUUUGCUCCGCAACGCGGUGAGGGGCCUCGUAGACGGCGGCAGUUCAGGGGAGUCCUCGCGCGAUGGGCAGGAAGUGGAACGGGACGACCCGCCCGCGGCCGCCGCGCCCGCCCCGCACCAGCAGCGAGCACGCGCUCGCCGACGACGACUCCGCUCGCGGCGACGGGCGGCCGAGCGAGCACAGAGCAGCGACAGUGACGGAGACAUCGACAUUGGCGACCUGAUACAGUUCGAGCUGGACUGAGCGGCUACCGGCACCCUAUAUGUGAAUACACGUGUUGAGCAGUUGG